UCAUGGGCUUGUUCAACAUUCACAUCUCCUAUAUAUACAAAUCCAUAAGCAUAUACAGAUUUGACACAUGUCCAUACAUCUAUAUCUAUAUCUACAUAUAUAUCUAUAUCUAUCGACAUCUCUAUAUAUGUCUAUAAAGCGGGUUUUUUGGAACAAUAAUAAAAUCCUCUUUUUCUCCCAUCAAGAUUUUUCAGAGAGACAGGGAGAGAGAGACUCUGCCCCUUCCGCUUCCCUUUGUCCAAACCCCAGAAAAUCUAUCCCCCAAAACCUCCCCCCACAUUGCCACAGGAACCCAGACAGACACAGACUUAACCUUGUAGACAGUGUUUCAGCUUCGAGCUUCCAUCUACGGUCGAGGGAGCAGCUGAUUGAAGUGGGGGAAGCGGCCAGAAUGGGGGCGAUUGCUGCUGCUGGGCUUCUGAGGAUGGGGGUGCUGGUGGCCCUGCUGUUGGCGAGCUUGGCAGUGGCGGAGAGAGGUGCAGCCGCAGGGGAGGCCCUCCUCGGGGGGCGCCGGCAGCAGGCGUACGCGACGAUGAUGUACAUGGGGACUCCGAGGGACUACGAGUUCUACGUGGCCACACGGGUCCUCAUCAGAUCCCUCGCCAAGCUCAACGUCGACGCCGAUCUGGUCGUCAUCGCCUCCAUGGACGUCCCCCCUCGCUGGGUCCAAGCUCUUGGGGAGGACGGGGCGAAGGUGAAGAGAGUGGACAACCUUAACAACCCGUACAAGAAUCAGCAUGACUUCAACACGAGAUUUAAGCUUUCGCUUAACAAGCUGUACGCGUGGAGUUUGGUCGAGUAUGAGAGGGUUGUCAUGUUGGACGCGGACAACCUAUUCCUCCAGAAGACUGACGAGCUGUUCCAGUGCGGGCAGUUCUGUGCUGUCUUCAUCAAUCCCUGCAUCUUCCACACAGGACUCUUUGUGUUGCAGCCGUCAAUGAAAGUUUUUGAUGACAUGGUUCAUCAGCUAAACGUCGGGAAAGAGAAUCCAGAUGGAGCUGAUCAGGGCUUCAUUGGCGGGUACUUCCCUGACUUGUUAGAUCAACCGAUGUUUCGCCCUCCCCCUAACGGCACCAGACUCACCGGAAACUUCAGGCUCCCACUCGGUUACCAAAUGGAUGCUUCUUACUACUAUCUUAGGCUUCGUUGGAACAUACCAUGUGGACCCAACAGCGUGAUCACUUUCCCUGGUGCACCGUGGUUGAAGCCCUGGUACUGGUGGUCUUGGCCUGUCCUGCCACUAGGAAUAUCGUGGCACAAACAGCGCCGCCAGACUCUCGGGUAUGGAGCAGAAAUGCCUUUUGUAGUGAUUCAAUCGGUAUUCUACUUGGCGAUGAUCAUGAUGACCCGACUGGCCCGCCCCAACUUCUCAAAGCUCUGCUAUCGGCGCGCGACUGACAAGAACACGUCCCUGAUCCAGACAUCCCUCAAAGUGAUUGCGAUAUGGUCCAUCCUCGCAUCCUACAUAAUCCCAUUCUUCUUGAUUCCCCACACUAUCCACCCCCUCAUUGGCUGGAGCCUGUACCUGCUCGGUGCACUUGCCUUCUCAUCCAUCGCGAUCAAUGCCUUCAUGCUCCCAACACUCACUGUCCUGGUCCCCUGGGCUGGGAUCCUUGGGGCCCUCCUGGUGAUGGCCUACCCUUGGUACAUGGACGGCGUGGUCAGGGCCCUGGCUGUGUUUGCCUACGCAUUCUGUUGCGCCCCGAUAGCAUGGUUGGCCCUCAUGAGGGUCAUGGCAAGCCUACAGGUAUCACUUGAGAGGGAGGUCUUCCUUCCAAGAUUAGGGGAAUCCUCUCCUGCCCCGGGAUUUAACAAGUUGUACUAACGUCCUGAAAUGAACCGGGAUGGAAGUUGAGCAGUGACAGGGCAUGAUUUAUUCUUUUGGAGUGCAGUUCCUACAUUUUGUAGCAUAGAAUUCAUUUGAUUAACAUGUGAUUGCUUCAAUUGGAAUUUUUCUUGCUUUAACCUUUUA
This is a messenger RNA of Punica granatum (pomegranate), 1972 nucleotides long. Lineage: Eukaryota; Viridiplantae; Streptophyta; Magnoliopsida; Myrtales; Lythraceae. The record is from RefSeq and is a predicted model, not a curated record.